GUGCGGCUUUGUGAACAUCGCUCAGGUAUUAGGCAGCAUGACAGGCCUCGACAUAACCGCAGUGGCAAGCUGCUACAAUUUGAUAGAGAAAUGCAUGAGUUGUUCGGCGAAGCGAUACGCACGUAAGGGCAUACAUAUUCAUUCCGGUUUCUGUUAGGUUCUGGAGCAACGAUGUGCAUACCGUGGUGCGGCGGGAGGAGAGAGGUUUGGAGAAGGGUGGUCAUGGCGGAGACUGGCACCGUCGUCGUCUCCGACUCGGGCGACUUCGAGUCAAUCGACGUGUACAAGCCCCAGGAUGCCACGACCAACCCCUCGCUCAUUCUCGCAGCGGCGGGCAAGCCGGGUUACGCCCAUCUCGUCGACGCUGCCGUGAAGUUCGGCAAGGAGAAGGGUGGUGACCUCGAGAAUCAGACGAACGCGGCGAUGGACCGCCUGCUCGUUGAGUUCGGCAAGGAGAUCCUCAAGAUCAUUCCCGGCCGUGUCUCGACCGAGGUCGACGCCCGCCUGUCAUUCGACAAGGAGGGCACGAAGAAGAAGGCUAAGGAGCUCAUCGCACUCUACGAGUCGGUCGGCAUCAAGCGCGAGCGUAUCCUGAUCAAGAUUGCCUCGACUUGGGAGGGUAUCCAGGCCGCGCGCGAGCUCGAGCGUGACGACGGCAUCCACUGCAACCUCACCCUUCUCUUCGGCUUCGGCCAGGCAGUGGCCUGCGCUGAGGCGGGCGUCACGCUCAUCUCGCCCUUCGUCGGCCGUAUUCUUGACUGGUACAACAAGAACCAGCCGGGUAAGGACUACGCGGGCGAUAACGACCCAGGUGUCCAGUCCGUGAAGAAGAUCUUCAACUACUACAAGCAGCACCACUACAAGACGAUCGUCAUGGGCGCAUCCUUCCGCAACACAGGCGAAAUUAAGGCGCUCGCGGGCGUCGACUUCCUCACCAUCGCGCCCAAGCUCCUCGAGGAGCUGAAGAACGAGACCACGCCCGUGCCCAAGAAGCUCGACUCCCACGCCGCCGCGCAGGGCCAGCCCAUCGAGAAGGUCACCUUCGUCGACAACGAGGCCGAGUUCCGCUGGACGCUCCUCGAGGACCAGAUGGCCUUCGACAAGCUCCACGAGGGUAUCAGGGGGUUCGCCAAGGACGGCCAGACGCUCAAGAAUAUCCUCCGCGAGAAGCUCACAGCUUGAGUGUGUUGGGGAAUGCAUACGGGGUGCGAAGCAGAGGCAGCAGAAGCAUGUAACGAUGUAUAAAAUAGAGUCGGAAGCAUAGAUCU
Rhodofomes roseus is the source of this 1268-nucleotide messenger RNA. RefSeq names its product transaldolase. The coding region runs from base 172 to 1182 and encodes 336 amino acids. Gene Ontology annotation, molecular function: transaldolase activity. The record is from RefSeq and is a predicted model, not a curated record. NCBI's taxonomy places the organism in Eukaryota, Fungi, Basidiomycota, Agaricomycetes, Polyporales, Fomitopsidaceae. Gene Ontology annotation, biological process: carbohydrate metabolic process; pentose-phosphate shunt, non-oxidative branch; pentose-phosphate shunt. The transcript has 5 exons. Gene Ontology annotation, cellular component: cytoplasm; intracellular anatomical structure.